AGAUUGUCAAAAAAUGGUGUUUUUAGUAAACAAACACGAGGAUGAUUCAACGCAAUUUCAAGAACGAUAAAGAUGCCCGUAGACGACAGAUAGACACGCUGAAAAUCUUCAAUGACCAUGUCGAGGAAGUUAUUGAAAAUGAGGAAUACACCGUGGGAUUUGAGUCGGGUGGGCGAAAUUUCCUGAUCUCCGUGUAUUUGUGUCCAGCCUUCCCAAAUGAGAAACCUAAGAUUGUAAUAUCCCCGUCGGUGGAGCAUUUAUGGAUCUUUGGGCCAACUGGAGAGGUAAACAAUGCUCCUGGAUUGCUGAACUUCACGGCUCACUCGGAUUUGGGUCGCAUCGUGCAAGCUAUCAUCAGGGAGUUUGAGAAGUUCCCACCGAGGCUCUUCAACGCAACAGAGGAAGGUAUUCAGUACACUCAGAUGGAUCUGAAGCAAACACCGCAGGCUGAAGGGUCAAUUCCUGAGCUAAGCAGCCUUACGAUUGAUGAGCUGAAAGAGCUGGACAAUGACCCAGAGUCUCUGAAUGACUUUGUGGAGGAGUUGACUGUUGUGAAAAAGCUCAGCAAUGAGCUGGACGUCUUGUUGCAAGACAUUGAAGCUAUCGCAAAGGAUAACAUGUCCCAGGAGGAGAGAAUGACUGCUCUGCGAGAAGAGGUUACCAAGAAGAUGAAUGAUUUUCGCAUUCUGGGUGACUCGUACGACUCCCUUUGUGUGCAGCAAAAGAAGAAAGCGGAGGAAUUCUCUCCGCAGCAUAUAAAGGAACUCCUACAAAUCGCUGCAUCCAUCUCGGAUACGGAGUGUGAGGCGUGCGCUGAGGAAUUCCUUACUGGGAAAAUUGAUGUGCAAUCGUUUCUCAACACGUACAUGGCAGCAAAGAAAUUGAGCACGAUGCGAAAGGCAAAGGAGGAGCGCUUGACAUCGCAGCUGAAUUCCCUCGAGAAGCAUUCCCUGCUGUGACCAGAGUUCUUCUGUUUCCACAACAAGUGAUAAGGAAAAUUGAAAUCGCGUUUUCAAUUAAAAAUCAUUAUUUGAAGGUCGCA
Phlebotomus argentipes is the source of this 1042-nucleotide messenger RNA. It is a transcript of the gene Vsp37A, whose product is annotated as vacuolar protein sorting-associated protein 37A. The transcript is spliced from 4 exons. Gene Ontology annotation, biological process: protein targeting to vacuole; protein targeting to membrane; ubiquitin-dependent protein catabolic process via the multivesicular body sorting pathway. The record is from RefSeq and is a predicted model, not a curated record. NCBI's taxonomy places the organism in Eukaryota, Metazoa, Arthropoda, Insecta, Diptera, Psychodidae. Bases 42 to 959 code for a protein of 305 amino acids. Gene Ontology annotation, cellular component: ESCRT I complex.